Nothoprocta perdicaria is the source of this 1869-nucleotide messenger RNA. RefSeq names its product tripartite motif containing 55 (gene TRIM55). The coding region runs from base 96 to 1817 and encodes 573 amino acids. NCBI's taxonomy places the organism in Eukaryota, Metazoa, Chordata, Aves, Tinamiformes, Tinamidae. The transcript has 11 exons. Gene Ontology annotation, molecular function: zinc ion binding. The record is from RefSeq and is a predicted model, not a curated record.
AGCGCGCAGAGCCGCUGAGCCCACCCCAGAGCCUUGGAUCUCUUUCAAGGGAAAUUAACCCGGGAAGGCACCGGCGGCGCCGCGGUCCGGAGCGUAUGCCCCUGGAGAAGCUAGGCAUGAGCACCUCCCUGAGCUACAAGUCCUUUUCCAAAGAGCAGCAAACCAUGGAUAACCUGGAGAAGCAGCUGAUUUGCCCGAUCUGCUUGGAGAUAUUCACAAAGCCCGUUGUCAUCCUGCCCUGCCAGCACAACCUGUGCAGAAAAUGUGCCAGCGACAUUUUCCAGGCCUCGAACCCCUACCUGCCAACGAGGGGCGGCACCACGGUGGCGUCGGGGGGUCGCUUCCGCUGCCCUUCCUGCAGACACGAGGUGGUCCUCGACCGGCACGGCGUCUACGGGCUGCAGAGGAACCUCCUUGUGGAAAACAUCAUCGACAUAUACAAGCAGGAGUCCACAAGACCUGAAAAGAAGUGUGACCAACCAAUGUGUGAAGAGCACGAAGAUGAGAGAAUUAAUAUCUAUUGUUUGAACUGUGAAAUGCCCACCUGCUCCUUGUGCAAAGUCUUUGGUGCCCAUAAAGACUGUCAAGUUGCUCCUCUCACAAAUGUUUACCAGAGACAGAAGUCUGAGCUCAGCGACGGCAUCGCGGUCCUGGUGGGGAGCAACGACCGAGUGCAAGGGAUAGUCACACAGCUGGAGGAGACCUGCAAGGUAGUUGAGGAAUCCUGCAGACGACAGAAAGAGCAGCUGUGUGAAAAAUUUGAUUAUCUCUAUUCUGUACUGGAAGAAAGAAAAAAUGAGAUGACACAAAUAAUCACUAGAACCCAAGAGGAGAAACUGGAACAUGUCCGCUCCCUGAUGAAGAAGUAUGCGGAUCAUUUGGAAGCUGUGUCAAAGCUAGUUGAAUCAGGAAUCCAGUUCAUGGAAGAACCAGAAAUGGCUGUGUUUUUGCAGAAUGCCAAAACAUUGCUACAAAAAAUUACUGAAGCAUCUAAAGGAUUUCAAAUGGAAAAAAUAGAGGAUGGCUAUGAAAAUAUGAGCCAAUUCACAGUGAACCUCAGUAGAGAAGAAAAAAUAAUAAGAGAAAUAGACUUUGACAAAGAGGAAGAGGGCGARGAGGAAGAGGAGGAGACGGUGGACKGUGAAGAUCUGGAGGAAGCCCACACGGAGUCCUCAGGAGARGAGGAGCAGGAGGAGCAGGAGGAGGAGGAGGAAGRGGCUGAGAGAGCAGCGCCGCCACCUCAGCAGGACCCCGAAGCAGCGAGCGCCGCCGGGGAGCGUCCGGCCGCGCCGUCCCCGCCGCCGCUGCCCGCCGCGCCGGCUGGCCAGGACGAGGUUAUGGCACCAGGUGGCCCUCAGCAGGCUGCAGAGUCUGACAGUCCCGUGUCAUCAGCAGCAGACACCGCCGAUCCCUUGUUUUACCCUACCUGGUAUAAGGCUCAGUCGCGGCAAUCAAGCAGUCCGAGCUCGGCGCCCGUGAGCGGGCUGGGGAAAGUAGGGCCUGCUGCUCCCCCAGAAACGAGUGCCCCGAAGGCAGAAGCCCCGGUGGUGGCGGCAGCCGYGAAGGAGAGCGCAGCGGGGAGUGGUAAGGAAGGUCACAGCACGGAGGCAGCGUCCCAGCUAAGCUUUGGUUACAGGAUGUUUCUGGAUAAUGGUGGGUUGGAACAGCAAAUGGAAGUGAUCAAGGACAGCAAGAGAAAUGACAAGGGUGGCUGUGAGCCGUGCGCGGAGGCGCCGGCGGCGGCGAGCGGCGCGCGGGCUGCCGAGCCGCCUCGUCACGUCUUCUCCUUCUCCUGGUUGAACUCCCUGAGCGAGUGAUGACUCACGCGGGCUGCCUCCUGGGUGCUGCUCCGAGGGGCCGCCCGCCCGC